Molecule: messenger RNA, 793 nt
Organism: Saccostrea cuccullata (small rock oyster)
Lineage: Eukaryota; Metazoa; Mollusca; Bivalvia; Ostreida; Ostreidae
Exons: 7
Coding region: 80-793 (237 amino acids)
Source: RefSeq, a predicted model, not a curated record
AAGAUUACUCAACCGUAACAAGUUUCGUAGAGGAAGGCUGGUCCGGUAAAAAAGGAUGAAAAUUCUGGUUUGACUGAAGAUGAGAGUGCUUCUUCUUUCGAGUAUAUUUCUCUCUAUUAGUACGAUAUUACUUUCAUCACUUGGCCUGUCCUGUCCAGUUACCGUACCAACUGUAUCCUACGUGUCCAGGUGUCCGUCUAAUGAAACAGAAUGGGAAUCAGCAGCACAACAAAAACAGUGCAACAAACUGGCAACACUGCAGAGUUGCACUGAGACUGAAAAGUUUGUAUACCAUUGUGUUUUGAACAAGGAUGGAACAAAAUAUUUAGAGGUCUGUGCUCAAUCCUGGUUUAUGUCAGGGUUUUGUGCAAGAUUCAGUGUAGCAGAUGGAAGAAUAAUUAAUGACCCAGGGUUGGACUGUACAAAAUUCUCCACACCGUGUCCUUCAAGAUUUCUGUCAAAUGAAUCCUUUAAAUAUCAAGGAUGCUAUGAUUAUCUUCAACAGUCUACACCAUCAAAAAUCAUUGAGAAGAAAACACCAGCUUCUGAAAGAGAAUCCGACAACAGUGCAUUGAUUGGCCUCCUGUGCUUUUUUGUGAUGACAACUCUUCUACUGCCCAUUAUUAUAGUCUUGGUAUUUAAAAGAAAAAAGUUUUUUGACUGGUGCAGAUCUAGACGGAAGGACACUGAGAAAUGUAAUGAUCAUACGCUGGAAGACAAUUUGCUGAUCAAAGGAAAUACUGCACAAGGGUACGUAACUUAUAUCAGAGAAUACAAGAUGAUGAUAUUAUGA